AGUGGCUUGAUUCCCUUUACCCCAAUAUCUAUUUUGCCUUUUCCGGCCUAGUCGACCGGUCUUGAGCGUAUGGCGCAGUAGUUGAGUCCUCUUCGGCAGGAAGACGUUUCAAUAUCACGACGGAAAGACGGGAAAGUUUCCCGUCGAAGCUUCGAGCAAUGUUGGGCCGUAAUGAAUUAUACAUGCAACAGACCGUCCCUAGAGGUCUGGCUCUGAUGAAGAUGCGGGGCAACACGGUGCAGAGGCCCUUUAGCUACGCCGCCCGCUUGCUGGGACACGCUGCCAUGCUGCAGCAGGUUGCACUCACGGUAGCAACGGCGGUGGAAGAGGGUGCAUCGCGGCGCUUGGAACAGCGCACAUCUUUUAUGCGAGCUUCGCACGGUCUACAAGAGCGGGAGAGCGGUGGUGCGCUGACUUGUAUAGUUGUGAUCUUUCUCGUUCUCGUGGCGGCCGGGAUUGGGCUGUACUUCGCUUUUGCGCGACGGCCCGCAGAAAUGGACGACGAGCACGUACCGAUUCUCCAGUCCGAGAACCGUGGAGCGGCCGCGUAUCACUUCAUUUUUCUUCUUCUGCUUAGCAAGGUUUCGGUGUUGCUUUGCUACGAACACUUUGUAAGGUUUUUAAAGAAGUUUGGUCGUCGUGGACGUCGCCUUGUGCGACACUAUUGCAUUGCGUCAGAACAUCACAUUCACAGGGGCUUUGUUGUCUAAGAUGUUUCAUCGUCCUUUGCGCUGCUGUCUCGCCACAUUAAUUUUGAUGAACACGACUUCAGGUUACGUCCGGACGACAAGACGCGCGAGUAUGCGCGGGAGGCGCACCGGCUACAGCGGCAGGCUAGUCGGAUGAACAGAACGCCACAAACGGACGCGAUGCUGCAGGGUGUUUUCGCGGAAACGAAGGGCGAUUUUCAGCACAUGCAUGUGAAGGCGGCGCGGCCCCUUAAAAAAGGACAAAUGGAGACAGUGGACCCAGCACAGGUGCCUAUGGUGAACCUGAUGAAUCGGUUUCCGAGCCAGCAGCAGCAGCAGUUGCACCCACGCUCGACCGCGGGGAUGCCAGAUGCGACCGCGGAACCCUACGAUCCGGCACAGGCGGACGCGAUUGACGGGCAGCUCAUUGCCGCUGCGCCUGGAGGCGUGGACGACCUCCAGGGGGAUCAAGCGCCGGGCGUCAGUGGCAUUCAUGCGGCCGACCAAGACGCGAUAGACCGUGUCGCGGCGGCGCUCGAGAGAAAGUUCUCCAUGCCCUUGGACAAACAGAACGUGGAAGUGAUGCAGGGAGCCGUAGAUGCGGACCUGCCGUCACAAAUUCGGAAUUCAGACGACCUGGACGUAUUUUUUUACCAACUUUUUUUUGCAUCCUUGUUACAUCAGGCAAUCUUUUCUUCUAACGCACGAGUUGCUCUUACUCUGUGGCGUGUAGUUGUGUGGGAAUUACAAGCAGUAAUACUUAUCUCAAAGAUGAAUCACUGCAAAAAUAACAGAACUGGGGAGCGGCGGAAGCUCCGGCAAGCCAUGUGGAGGUCGAAGUGCCGGCAAGCGUCGCAGAUGAAUUGGCGGCUCAGGCGCCGGAAUCCUUUGCAGCACCGGCACCGACCGUGGCAGACAUUGCCGUGCGCGCAUCACGGGCGUCGCUCGGACAAGUGACUCCCCUGAGUGUGGCCGAACUAAAGGCGCUGCACCAAGCACCUAAAGCAGCCACGGGAAGCGCACCGCGAGAAAGCGAGGGGUUGCAAUCGAUCGCGGGGGGACACGUCUCCUCGGCAAAAGACGCUUUUCAUGCGGCAAAAGGUGCAACGGCGGCUACCGAGCAGCGUGAAAGCGAGGGACUUCAAGCGAUCGCCGGCGGGCACGUGACCUCGGCAAAAGACGCUUUUCAUGCGGCGAAAGGGGCACCAGCGGCGACCGGGCAGCGCGAAAGCGAGGGACUCCAAGCGAUCGCCGGCGGGCACGUGACCUCCGCGAUGAGCAGCAUCAAGAGCAACCCCGGAGCAGCUCCUUCCGGCGUAAGUGCCCAUGCCGAGGAAGUGGCAAACACGAUCUCUGGCGGGCACGUGUCCUCUGCGAAAGACACUCUGCACAAGAAGAAGCUUGCAUCCCAGAAAUCCGGCGUCGUGACGCCGCACAGGGAGGAGGUCGCGAACACGAUUGCAGGCGGGCACGUGGCCAGCGCCAUGGGGCAGCUUCAGGAACAGCAGGGGCAACAGAAGGCGGUGGAUCGGGUAAACGCGUCGCUGAACCACAUCCCGGGGGGCGUCGUAUCGCAGACCGCGGGGCAGCUCACGUCGCAGCAGAUGACACCGGCGCAGGAGCGGGCGACGAAGGCAUCACUGAAGGAGCUGCAUCAGACCGGAGCGGUCCAGGCUGCGCAGAGCCAGCUGCAGUCUCAGCCCGUCGCGCAGAGUCCGCUGGAGAUGUCGAAGGCCAGCGCGACUUUGCAGCAGCUGCAGGCGCAGAACCUGGUGGGGGGCGUCUUCCGCUCAAACUCCAAUCUCGGGGACGACGGGAAGGCCACGAAGUCAGCGAAAAAAUCGAAAAAAGAGAAAAAGUAAACGGGCCCGGACUACACCAGUUGUUGGGUUCUUCACCUAAAUCAGGUGUGCGCUGACCGUAGUAAGUAAGUAUUUCCUCGUACUUAUUUUAACAACAUCAUGCAUAAUUUUCUCUACAUCUACUUCACGUAAAUUUAUCUUUUCCAAUUUUUCUCGUUUACUCCUUUUGAUCCCCAUACGUAAUUUCCACGAAGUAAUUAUCGAUAGAGUUGUGUCACCCGGUCCUCUCGUAGCUAGUUGUUGCUUCUUUUACGAUUUAUAUAUAAUGGUAGAAGAGGCAGAGCGAACGCGGUUGGUUGCCAAACAACUCCACCGAUUAGCUCCCAUUCCGAACCCAAUACAAUUCAUUUGAAGUGCAUGUAUACUCAUAAUCCCAAUCCCGCCUAUUGUUUCACAACACAUAUCCCUCUUUCCUACGAGCUCGCUCGUAUACUCAUGCACAAAUCAAACUCCUCAUUCACCCAUGACCCAGACCCGCACAUAAAUCUAGCAGCGUUGUAGUCGGAGAAGAGGCGCUCUGGAGACCACGGGUGUCCGCUGAAGUGUGUCCUGCAGGGUAGGGCUGCUACUGCUUCACAAGUCAGUGCGAGUCCGAUGCAUAAACAGAACCGAAUCCCGUUUAUUGUUGGAACGAAUUUGAGUCUGAACAAAAA
Molecule: messenger RNA, 3204 nt
Organism: Amoebophrya sp. A120
Lineage: Eukaryota; Dinophyceae; Syndiniales; Amoebophryaceae
Source: the annotation of a GenBank genome assembly